Anarrhichthys ocellatus (wolf-eel) is the source of this 5093-nucleotide messenger RNA. It is a transcript of the gene zbtb2b, whose product is annotated as zinc finger and BTB domain containing 2b. NCBI's taxonomy places the organism in Eukaryota, Metazoa, Chordata, Actinopteri, Perciformes, Anarhichadidae. Bases 332 to 1921 code for a protein of 529 amino acids. The record is from RefSeq and is a predicted model, not a curated record. Gene Ontology annotation, cellular component: nucleus. The transcript has 3 exons. Gene Ontology annotation, molecular function: protein binding; DNA-binding transcription factor activity, RNA polymerase II-specific. Gene Ontology annotation, biological process: regulation of transcription by RNA polymerase II.
CCGGCUGUCAAAAAAACAACAACUGUCUAGCGGUGGUUGAUCUCACGGUGGUUACACAGUGCGGAAAAUUAACGUUAACUCAACCGCCCCCUUGCUCAACGGGUUUUUUGCAACGGCUGUUUUUUUACCCACAGUCAUGUGAUUGUAACGUAAAACCCCUAACCGGAAAACAACGACGGACGACCCUCUCCGCCGCCAACGAAUGCUGCGUCUGCUAGCAACAGUACACGCCGCUGCGAGCCCAGAAGAGGACGGACGAGUCCCCGGUAACAAACAAACAACGGCGACACGGCAAACUCCACGGAUUUACACCGGAGUCGCAGGUUGAAGAAUGGAGUUGGCCAACCAUGGUCUUAUCCUGCUGCAGCAGCUUAACGCUCAGAGGGAGUUUGGCUUCCUGUGCGACUGCACUGUGGCUAUAGGAGAUGUCUUCUUCAAAGCCCACAAAGCUGUCCUUGCUGCCUUCUCCAACUAUUUCAGAAUGCUCUUCAUUCAUCAGGACAGUGAUUGUGUGCGCCUGAAGGCCGCCGACAUACAGCCGGAUAUCUUCAGCUACCUCCUCAACCUGAUGUACACAGGCAAGCUCGCACCCCAGUUGAUAGACCCUGCACGGCUGGAGCAGGGGGUCAGAUUCCUGCACGCCUAUCCGCUCUUGCAGGAGGCCAGCCAGUCUGUGUAUUCCCACGCUGAGCAGCACAGCAUCAACCUUUCCACCUCCCUCUACGGCAUCCAGAUCUCUGACCAACAGGCAGGGCUGUCUGCUAGAUUGCCCUCUCGACGGCAGCUCACUUCUCCCUUCGACAUGGAGCAGCUGAGCUCAGAGGGCAAGUAUCUGUCCACACCGGCUGCCACAGCUUCAUACGCCAAUUCCUUACUGUCCAAGCUAGCUUCCUCGCCCCCAGACGCGGAGGCCUCGACCAGCGGCGCCAAGCCUACAGUUGAGGAGGGGGUGAUGGACUUGCUAAGUGCGGAUGGUUCCUCAGCCAGUGCCAUCCUCCAUGUAAAGCCCAGCAUCAUGAAGAGGAACUCCUCCUUUAGGAAGCAUUACUCCUGUCAUCUGUGCCGGAGUCGAUUCACCCAGAGAAGCCUGCUGAGGGAGCAUCUCCUCCAACAUACCCAUGCUCUACAGCAGGCGCCAGCUGAGCCCAGCAAUGCACUCUCACCUGUCAUGACUGGAGAACAUAGUAUGCUAGAUUUAGAGAGGGUCCUAAAGGGAAUUAAGGCCGGGUCAGUUGCCUUGGCUGCCACCACAGGAGUAGAGAUAAUCAGUGACAGCGAGCAAACGCCCGUUUCAGGAACCAACUCGGACUCUCCGCGAGCGGAGGUGUCCACUUCCAGCUGGGGGGUGGGAGGGUUGAAUUCUCAGGCAGACACGCCACCUCCGUCAGACAUUGCGGACAUCGACAACCUAGAGAGCGCCGACUUGGACAGGGAAGAGAAGCGCAGGAAGUACGAGUGCUCCACCUGUGGGCGCAAGUUUAUUCAGAAGAGCCACUGGCGUGAACACAUGUACAUCCACACGGGCAAGCCCUUCAAAUGCAGCGCGUGUGGCAAGAGCUUCUGCCGGGCCAACCAGGCAGCACGCCACGUGUGCCUGAACCAGGGGGCCGACACCUACACCAUGGUGGACCGGCAGAGCAUGGAGCUGUGCGCCGCAGGCGACGACAGCAGCCAGAUGGAGGCGAUGUUCUUGGGCUCGUCGAAGCCUUACAAGUGCAACAUUUGUGCGACCACCUUCUCCAGUCCCAACGAGGUGAUCAAACACCUGUGCUUUACUCAAGGGGGGUUAGCGGGGCUGCAGGGAAACACUGGCGCGGGGAUGCUGCUCCAGCGUGAAGAGUUCUCCAAAGAUGACGGCUCCGACUUGUCCAACUCUGGCACCGCACUGGAACCAAUAAAGACUGAGGAUAUCCUCGUAUAGUAGUGCCAAAACUGUCUAUUUGUCCUCUUUAACAUGUAUGUUUACUUUCUGAAUCGUGGUUAAUAGGUAAGCUAAAGGUAAAGUUAGUCAGGGUAUGUAUGUUUGAGCUCCUAGGUCUACUAAAACAGUUGUGUGUUUUUUUUGUUUAAUUGGGGGGGGGGGGGGGGUACAGUAUUUUGGACUUUCCAAAAGUGAAUUAAAUAGUGAAGUAAAUGCCCUACAGCUCUCUGGAGUUCAGUCCAACAUCACUAGAAAAGCAAAUAACUUUAACAUUUGACUGAAAGCUGCGUUACCAAUAAGGGAGGUGAAGUUACUAUGACUUUGUUUCAUUGAAUCAUUUCAUGGCUUGGUGUUAGACUCUCACAUGUCAGGCUGUACCACAUUCUUUUUUCUUUUACUUAACAGCUAAAGUGGUGGUAAGGCUGCACAGGCAGACUUUGAGUAUCAGAGGAAGGGGAAGCGGAGACAGUUCCGGAGGCCACGGCGUGUUGUGCGAUGAGUUUGCUGUGCUAGAUUAGAGGGGGAGAAAGAGCUGCACGGAAGGGUUGUUUCUUCAUGGUCACAAAUGAGAGGCUUGUUCUGCAGAUCAGGUAUAGAUUAUGAUUCCAGCUAAAAGCGCACAACAUAUUCAGACCUGAGACAAUCCGUGCCCUUUUUUUUUUUUUGAGUAGAUGCUUGAUAUGCAGGAAAGUACAUACGUCUUCCAUUCAUGUUUUGGUUGUUGUUUAUGCUCAGCAGAAUGAAUAACUUGCAUCCUUCUCAGCAACCGUUUAGUUGUUUAGUUGUUACUCUGUUUUCUUGUCUGUGUGAUUUUGGUUCCUGUGUCCUUACAUCUAAUUAAAGCACAAUUUGCUCUUCGUAAUAGAGUUGGGCCACCUAAGAAAAUUGGUCACAACAAGCAAGAGUGUUCAUUGUGUUUACAGGUGAGCCCCUUUUCAUUCUAUUUUUUUAUUUUUACUUCUGUUGUAUUUGUUGCUGACUGAAGGAGCAGCGUGUUUCUUCAGACACACACCUUGAUUGGAGGCUGUCCUAUACAAGGUUGUCUUUAUAUACUUUGCUUCAAUCCGCUCCUAAAAGCCCUUAGUGUUUGUUUGACAUCCUUUUCUAGUUUUAAAUACAAUAUAUUUUCAAAGAUUUCUUUAUAUUGCAAAGGUUUAUGUAUAUUAGUAGACAAAUAGCUUUCAAACUAGAUUACAUUUUGUUUAGUAAAAUGUUAUGUCUAAGGAAUGGGCGCGAUCAUUUCUUAAAGAAAUAGGCUAAAAUAGGUUAGAAUAACAAAAAAAUAUUUCAGAUUUUAAGUCUCUUCCCCUUGCCAAAUUUGUGUUUAUUGCUAACCUUCUUAUUCAUUUUGUGUAAAAAGAAACAUUUUCUCUGUACUGUUAAGUCCUUCUGACAUUAAUAUUUGUUCUUUAACAAAUCAGAAAAGGAAGCAGUAGUUGCAACAGUAUUCAUUUAUAGAAAACAUUGUGGGAGAAACCAAUGCAGGCGCACAUGUUGAAACUUCUGUGAUGCAGAUGUGCUGGAAUAAGAAUGCUCCACCUGUCAGUGUGGAGAUCAUGUGAACUCAGGCAGGGAUGACGGUGUGACACAGGGACAGUUAGCUUUAAUAAGAAAUGAUGAGGGUGAUUCCUCUAUAUACUCCACUGUCUGGACACGCGUGUGUUAUGUGGAUAUAAAAGAUGCCAGUAAUUGUAACUUAGAAGGACAUCCAUUGUUUGGGAUUACAGAAACUUUCUAAGGACUACUGAUGACUACCGAAACUAAAAGUGGCAUCAUUUUGUUACACGUUGAGUCAAUGUGAAGCAGUUGUAUGAUUUGUCAUACUGAAACAUGGCAAGUGUAACAGAAGCAUUAUACAGGUUGUGCAGGAACAGGAUUCUCAAUGAAUGGUCAGGUUUAUUCAAAGUAUCACUGUCUUCAGUUCAGUUGUUUCUGUUUGUUUUCUACUUUACAGCCUGAAUAUUAAUAUGAAUGAUAUUUUAGGGAGGCUUGUAAUACUGUCUUAAUAUUGUUAUUGUUCCUCAUAGUGGAAAAUAAAUUCUGCAUCUUAAUGUUAUUGCAACAACAUUGGCUUUUUUGCUGCAAAUACUAACCAACCCAUCAGACUGCAAAAAAAAAAAAAAAAUUGAUUUCUUAGUCUGACAUUUGUCUUCUAAAUUUCGAGCUGACACAGCAGAGACCCAUUCAACAAUUCAAAGGACUAAUGAUAAUAUAAUUCGCAAUAUUUUUUUAAAGCAGAGUUUUUAACUAAGCCACACAAAAGCUCAUUCGUGGAUGUUGUAGAACGUAUUGUUUAAUGUAGUCUUUGUUGGAUUUAUUGACGAGUUUUCAUCUUUGUAGUCUUUUUUUCUCAACAUAUACAAAAAAAAAAUGCCGAUCCCGAGUGUGUUUGACAUGCAUAUGUUUUUCUUUUGACCCUAUUCCACCCAGCCUCAAGUACAGGCGUGUGACAGAGAGGAUGAGGCCCAGUUCUAAUUUGGUUUAAGUGGGAUUGUUAUACUUUGAAUCCUGCUUUGAUGCAAUGAGCCCAGUGAUUAGCUAGGUGGAGCUGUUUUUCUUAUUUGUCUACUCAGGUCUAGAGAGACAGCUGUCAAAUUUGAAGUAAUAUCGUCACUAGUAUUUCUGUGAUGUGGUUUCCAAUCAUAUGACCAUAUUUGCCAUAAAUUAAUAUGCCAUCAACAUUUUGGUUAAAAAAAAAAAAGAAGAAAAAAAACAAACAAAUGCCAGUGAAUUUAUUGUCCCAAGUGUGAGGUUUUGACUAAUGGGAGGAUUCUUGUUUGUCUCCCAUGUUUUUUUUUUGAGGCAACUGAAAUGUUGUACUACUGACGUUCAUUUCUCAGAGCUUAUAAUCGAUGCACAGCUUUAUGAAAAGUCUAAAUCCUUCCUCAUUUCAAGUUGCAACUGUUCUUCUGCCGCACCAGUCUUGUAACACAUUGGUUCGUGUAUGUGGGUGUUGAAACAUCUCCGUAUCUCAGGAAGAUGAGAAGUUAGUCAUUGUCUUUUCUGUCCACUGUUUAUAAAAGCAAUUAUUUCAUUUCAAACCGAUGAUCCUACUCUCCAAUGUCUAUCUGUGUUCAAUAUGUGUUCUCAGGAAUGUGAGUAAUUUUCUGUAUAAACAAAUUUUUUUUUUUCAAUGAAGAAUGAACAAUAAAGACAUGUUUUUUAUAUAUAA